AUUCCCAAUAAUCACAGUAGCUGUUACCCAACAGACUAUGAAAAAAGAGAAAUGAAAAUAAAAAAACAAAAAGUAGAGUGGAAAAAGAAAAACACUUUCCCUUUUUACCAAACAGCAAAAAGAAAGUGAAAGACUGAAUUUUUUCCUUUGAAAAUCUCAUGCCUUAUCACCUCUUUUCCCAAUUUUGUCAACUUCAUUUUGUAAAUUGAAGCUAAACAGUUAGUGGGGUUUUCUUGGAUAUAUAUAUAUAUAUUUUUUUUUUAAUUUAAGACUUAUCAUUUUUGCUGAUCUGUUAUAAGUGGGGUUUCUUUAUUUUUGCUCUUUCUUGGGUAUUUGUAAUCUUGAGAGAUUUGGUUAAUUUAAUGUAGUUUUGUUUGUGUCCUGUUGUUGAUCUUACGUUAUCUUUUGAAGUUCCUUUUUUGGUCUUGUGUACUGCUAAAUCUGACCUUUUUAGAGAGAAAAAAAGGUUAUGUUAUCAUUCUUGAUCUUAAAGAACAAAUCUUUAUGAUUCUUGUUGUGAAAAGAUCAAGCUUUUUGUUGGUGUAGAUGUGCCUUUUCUUAGGUUAAUCUGUAAAAUAGUAAAUCCCAGAUAGGGGAUUUUGUGUUAAAUUAGUGUUGGAUCUGUUGGGGAGCACCCCUUGUGGCUACUGUGGAGAUCUGGGACUUGUUUAAUCUGUUAUGUCCCAUGAGAACUUUCUUCCCUUCAGAGUCUUGUAAAGAGACACAUCUCAAAUCUAUUAAUCCUCAAUCAUGGCUCCAAGUUGAAAGAGGCAAACUUGCUAAAUUUUCAUCUGAAUCUGCUUCUUCCAUAGACUCUUUGAUCAAGGUCCAAGAACCACCGAUUCUUCCAUUCUUUAAACCUGUUGAUUAUGUUGAAGUUUUAGCAAAAAUCCAUGAAGAACUCGAAUCAUGUUCCCCACAAGAGAGGUCAAAUCUCUAUUUGCUGCAGUUUCAGGUCUUUAAGGGCCUUGGGGAAGUUAAAUUAAUGAGGAGAAGUCUUCGCUCAGCUUGGUCGAAAGCAAACACAGUUUAUGAAAAACUUGUAUUUGGAGCGUGGUUGAAAUACGAGAAACAGGAUGAAGAGCUCAUUUCUGACUUGCUUUCUACUUGUGGCAAAUGUGCAAAGGAGUUUGGAGCAAUAGACAUAGCAUCUGAAAUGCCUGCCUAUAAGAAAUUAAGCCCUCAAGGAGUCGUCGAGGAUCCUUGUCCAAGAACGGUUUCUUUUAGGAUUGGCGAUGACAAAAUAGCAUGUGACAGGCAGAAAAUUGCCAGUCUUUCAGCUCCAUUUCAUACCAUGCUAAACGGUUGUUUCACAGAAUCGUUUUGUGAGGAAAUAGAUUUGUCCGAAAACAAUAUUUCUCCCUUGGCAAUGAGGGUCAUCAACGAAUUCAGCUCAACCGGCUUAUUGAAUGAAGUUUCCCCCGAUCUGCUGUUGGAAAUGUUGGUAUUUGCCAAUAAGUUUUGUUGUGAAAGCCUCAGGGAUGCUUGUGACCGAAAGCUUGCGUCUUUAAUUUCAUGUCGACAAGAUGCUGUAGAACUCCUUGAAUGUGCCCUUGAAGAGAACUCUCCUGUCCUUGCUGCUUCAUGUUUGCAAGUAUUUUUACGUGAACUCCCAGAUUCUCUGAAAGACGGUCAGGUAGUUGAACUGUUAAGCAAUAGUACGAGGCAACAAAGGUCAAUUAUGAUAGGUCCUGCCUCAUUUUCACUCUAUUGUUUGUUAAGUGAAGUUUCAAUGAACCUUGAUCCUAGAUCAGACGAAUCUGUUCGUUUUUUGACCACACUGGUAGACUCAGCUGAAACCAGCCAACAGAAAAUGGUCGCGUAUCAUCGGUUAGGAUGCGUUAAAUUUCUUAGGAAAGAGCUUGACGAAGCUGAAAAGCUCUUUGAGGCUGCUUUUAAUUUGGGUCACACUUAUUCGGUUAUUGGUUUGGCUAGAUUAGGUCAAAUAGAGGGUCAUAAACGGUGGGCUUAUGAGAAACUCAGUAGCGUUAUUUCUUCCUCAACUCCCCUUGGAUGGAUGUACCAAGAGAGGUCGCUAUAUUGUGAGGGAGAAAAGAGAUGGGACGAGCUUGAGAAAGCAACUGAGCUUGAUCCGACACUGACAUACCCGUACAUGUAUCGAGCUGCAUCGUUGAUGAGGAAGCAAAAUGCUGAAGCUGCUCUUUCAGAAAUAAACAGAAUCCUGGGAUUCAAACUGGCAUUGGAGUGCUUGGAGCUCCGCUUUUGUUUUUACCUUGCCCUAGAGAACUACCGAUUAGCAAUAUGUGAUAUUCAGGCAAUCCUCACACUUCGACCAGAUUAUCGUGUGUUUGAAGGAAGAGUCGCAGCAUUGCAACUCCGUACUCUUCUGCGCGAGCAUGUGGAGAAUUGGACUGAAGCCGAUUGUUGGCUGCAGUUGUAUGAUAGAUGGUCUUCGGUUGACGAUAUUGGAUCUCUUUCAGUAAUAUACCAGAUGCUCGAGUCUGAUGCAGCAAAAGGUGUUCUUUACUUCAGACAGUCCCUGCUUCUCCUCCGAUUGAACUGUCCAGAUGCAGCCAUGAGGAGUUUACAGUUGGCUCGCCACCAUGCAUCUAGCGAACACGAACGUUUGGUCUACGAGGGAUGGAUCUUAUAUGAUACUGGUCACUGUGAAGAAGGUCUACAGAAAGCAGAAGAGUCUAUCAGCAUCAAGAGAUCUUUUGAAGCAUUCUUCCUGAAAGCGUACGCUUUAGCUGACUCUAGCCCUGAUGCAUCUUGUUCACAAACUGUCAUAUCACUUCUUGAGGACGCCUUGCGAUGCCCUUCCGAUAGGCUUCGCAAAGGUCAGGCCCUGAACAAUCUUGGGAGUGUCUAUGUUGACUGCGGUAAAUUGGAUGCUGCAGCUGAUUGCUACAUUAAUGCCCUUAAAAUCCGGCAUACCCGGGCACACCAAGGUCUUGCUCGUGUCCAUUACUUGAGAAAUGAUAAGGUGGCUGCUUAUGAUGAGAUGACCAAACUGAUUGAGAAGGCCAAGAAUAACGCAUCUGCUUACGAGAAGAGAUCAGAGUACUGUGACCGUGACCGCACAAAGGCUGACCUGGAGAUGGUCACUCGUCUAGAUCCUCUUAGAGUUUACCCUUACAGAUAUCGAGCUGCAGUUCUGAUGGACAACCACAAGGAGAAGGAAGCCAUUGAAGAACUGUCUAGGGCCAUUUCAUUCAAAGCUGAUCUUCAUCUUUUACACCUGCGCGCUGCAUUUCAUGAGCAUAUAGGUGAUGCUAUGGGUGCCUUGAGAGAUUGUCGAGCUGCUCUCUCUGUUGACCCGAACCAUCAAGAAAUGUUGGAACUUCAUAGUCGUGUGAACAGUCAAGAACCUUAAAGAAAUGAGCAACAAGACAUGCAAGACCCCAAUAUGAGGGGAAACUUGUAUCUGUUGUGUGAGGCACAGAGUAAAAAAUUUCGAGAAAGGGGUAACAAAUUGAGAAAGAUUUUUCUCCUUUUUCAUUUUCACCUCCCCCGAAAUUUUCCUCCAUUGUAUGUGCCAUAUGAGCCUCUCCUUGUUUAUCCUAGUUCCAAAAUUUUGUAAUAUGCUCCAAAUUUCAUUGUUAAUAUAAUUUAUAUUUAAUGAAAAUCUUCGUUCUCUCUCUUUA
Messenger RNA from Lycium ferocissimum, 3608 nucleotides. Its product is annotated as ETO1-like protein 1. NCBI's taxonomy places the organism in Eukaryota, Viridiplantae, Streptophyta, Magnoliopsida, Solanales, Solanaceae. The transcript has 5 exons. The record is from RefSeq and is a predicted model, not a curated record. The coding region runs from base 686 to 3337 and encodes 883 amino acids. Gene Ontology annotation, molecular function: protein binding. Gene Ontology annotation, biological process: negative regulation of ethylene-activated signaling pathway.